Messenger RNA from Pisolithus orientalis, 7260 nucleotides. RefSeq lists its product as uncharacterized. Bases 203 to 7210 code for a protein of 2335 amino acids. The transcript is spliced from 6 exons. NCBI's taxonomy places the organism in Eukaryota, Fungi, Basidiomycota, Agaricomycetes, Boletales, Pisolithaceae. The record is from RefSeq and is a predicted model, not a curated record.
CUCGCCGGAGAAGCCGUAGGCCACGGAAUGUCGGAUGAUGUCUUGCAUUGGAUAUCUGCCAAGCUCAGCCGCCGGUUGAUGAAGCUGGGGGAGUCGGCCCCCAACUGGUUGUCAGCCUACCGUGCUGUCGGGGUGUACAAACAUUCAAAAGCUGUUGUGUAAAAGAUGGAAGCAGGUGCAGGAUAUCGAUGCUUCCUCGCCGAUGUGGAAUCCUGCUUCCCUCAAUAUCUUGGCCGACACACAGCUUUCCCUACUGAAAGGUGCUAAGUACAUCAGCGGCAUCCUGAAUCAAAGUUACUCCGCUUUGCAGCCUGCCAGUUCUCUGACCAGCCGUCGCCCGCGCGGUAGUUUAGACAAAUUUCUAUCGACGAUGGGCGACUUCUUCGAGGAUGCUUACAAAGCUGACCCUCGAGUGACGCUCUACGAUGUGGAGCGAGUAGUUCGCCACGGUAUCGAUGAUUGGGUUGUCGCUGUCUUGGUGGAUGACACCUUAAUAGCAUGCGAGAAGCUGGAGCUCCUAGCCAGCAAAUAUUCAUCGGCAGCCAGGGAAACCUACAAAGGCAAUCCAGAAGAUUUCUCACGAAUGCUUCUUACCGUAAUCGAAUUGUGGGUUGCAAUAGACAAACUCGUCACGCGACAGAUCCCCAUGCUUCAUGAAUACUCCCCUGAAAUACCUAUCACUCUCCUGGAACGAUUACUUCUUCGGGACGCACAUGACAUCCAGCGCCUUUGCCUCGUAUCUGGUUACAUUCGCCAACGUCACUCUGCAGCCAAGAAUGGGUGGUCUGUAUUUUCAGACCGAGCGGACUCUAGCAAUUUUGCAGUGCGCUACUUCAACCGAGAUCCUCAUUUGCAAGCGCUUAGGAACCGCAUUGUCGAUGCUGCUGAUCAAGCGCGGCGGAACAAAGUCGAAGAGCUCAGACAGGCAAAUGAGCGCUUCCACGAUAUCACAAGGCGUGCUGCAGGCAUGGAUCAUGUUUACAGGAUUAAUACGCACGGGAUAGAGGAGCACCGCCCACGAAAGUGUGCGAAGUGUAAGCUUGAAGCCCAGUCGAAAAUCCAGAUUACGGUGCACGAAUGGCCACUUCCGAAGGACCGUUGUCGUGCCGCGGCGGCCGUCUUCGAGCUACAUCCCCCACCUUCGUUCGACGUGUGGCGCUCGGUCAUUUGUCUCCUUCUUGUUGAUAUUUGUUCUCCCCCACUGAAAGAAAAACACCCUCAUACUUCUCUUGGAAAAUAUCCUGCGUUGCACUCCUACCACACCAAGCGCACAAGAUCUCGUAUCGUGCUGGCGUCUGACGUAAAGCCUUUCAUGAAGUCCCACUACCACUCAAUCCCUGUACCUACUGUGGAGAGCAAAGUCUGCGUCAACAACGGUCUCAGCUUUUACUAUUACGAUGAACUUUCCCACGCUUCCGCCGCCGACGCCUUCCACUCCGUAAAUGUAUCUGGCCCUUGUUCCUACGAGCUCCCACCAGGGCCAUAUCAAAAUCUGCAGCGCUAUCUGCAGCAUACUACCUACACGUCAAACGAAGUGCUGUGUAGUCAGGCUGACUGCCACAGUGAUCUUUCUAUUCACGAGUUCAUAGCAUAUGGGCACCUACGCAGUGGUCCUUUAUUGCAGUGGCUUAACAUUUUGCGGGAAAUUCGUGCCAAUACAUUAACUCUCCGCCGCGAGGAGGUCCACGUGCUGUUCGCUCAGGCAGCCAGCGAAGUUGGUCUCGUAUCCGGUGACGGGAAGUUGGUAUGGCAUGCUGAGCUGGAACAACCACAUUUCCGUUACUUGCUCUUGGGCGAACUUGAAACUCUUGUGAUGACUGUGUCGGGAAACUGGCUGGAGGGUACGACAAUGGAUACGAUUUCAUUUUUGGUCGCUAGGAUGCUUUCUGCAACAUGCACCGUCCAAGACAGCGGCUAUCGUAGGGCUCUCGACCUACUCCUUACUAUUCGGGAGAUGACAUUCAGUUGGGUACUUGAACUCUUCUAUAAACUGGAACAGGCCGUGUGCGAGGUUGAGAAGGACCAGCUUCGAGGACGUCUUCGUGACUCGGCCGCAAUCUGUCGCAGCACUUUUGAUGUGGAUCUUGACACAGCAAAGCAGCUUCUCGGCUCCUCGCGGGCUCUGGAGAUUCUAGUGUGUUGUGGGGUAAUCAUCCAUAACAACACCCCACCGCAAUCGAAUGCUCUUUGUGCAAUGUCAAGGCUCCUUAAAGAACGUGACUGUCGCGUAUCAUGGAAAUUGGAGGAGCUUGUGGGCACUAUGAUCCUAGAAGGGAAUGACGGGAUUGAUCUUGGGAUCAAACACGUUUGGCCAGGGUACCGUAGAGGCACUCAAUGGCGGAGAGGAAGCGCUAGAAAUCGCGGUUGGUUCACCACCAAUACGUCCAGCUCCGCUACCCAGCGUUCGCAACAAGUACACUUGGAUGUUCUCAACGGCACUUUCUUGGUGGACGGACGACCGAUGGGAAGACUCCCAAAUGGGAUCAGGGAAGAUCCGAUUUUUAUGCUCAUUUUCGGUAGCCAAGCACCAGACGUCUUUCCUGGGGAUAUGGCUGGGAUGGAAUAUGCUACUCGUGGUUUGAUUGGCGAUUACCGCGUUUACUUCCGAAUGGGAACAGACGGAUUGAGAAUCCGGGCCAAAAAAGAGGCUGACCCAGAUAUUUUCGAAUUGAUUCCUCCCAAGAAGUUAGCGUCCGAUCUCCCAACUGCACUGGUGGAGAAUCAUGUACAUUGGUUCAACCUCACGACGCGAAUGAUCGAGGCUCGCCCUAUAGAGAAUUUAUGGAAGUCGUCCCCCGACAACUGGAGGCUUCAAUUUUCGCCUGGAAGCCAUUCGAUGACCAAGGGAGAUGCCAGACUCUUAGACAUCCAUAGUCAGACCUGGCGGAUGUUGUCGGAGCGGCUUCAGCCUUUGGAAAAUCCACUGAACCUCAUUAUCAUACUAGACGGUUCAAAUACCGUGUCUGUCGACUUGCCACGUUACGGUCUAUCCUUCUUCAUCAACGAUGACAACGAGUUGGAGUGCCGCCACCCUCGUGGCAUGCUGUAUGACGAAACCCAAUCUGCAGGAACGUUGAUUGGGCUAGCAAACAAGCUUGUCUUGCGACCCAAGGCCCAUUUAGCCGAUGAAGAUGUCCAGAGACUCAUUCUUGUACCGGAAGGGGAUGUAUCAUUCGCGAGGGAAGGUGACCAUGUGCGGGUCACGAUCGAUAUAUCAGGUCCAGCGAACAGGCGGUUCCGAUACCAAAUAUUCCGGACUGACACCAACUUCAAAUGCCUGGCUGGCAAUGCUAGUCUGGCAAGCAAUCUUUAUCGUGCCUACCUGCAUGCACUGACCAGCAAACCGUGUUUGGUGGACCCUCUGACCCAAAGGACGGGUACAGAGGAAGCGCUAUCCAUCUUACGUUCUGCUGCAUGUCGGUCGUUCAUGAAGAUCGACACUCGCUGUGCCAAACUACUGUGUCGCAUUGCGGAACUGACUACUCAACGAACGUGGUACCCUAAACAUAUGAAGUGUAUGCAAUCCGUGCAUUGGCUGACGGGACUCCCAGCCGCAUCCCAGCACCACGGUUUUUAUCUUGCUUGCUCGUCUAUCAAGGAGAUCCAGCAACAACUACAGCUUUUUCAUGAUAGUCAAUCUACCCCACUCUUCGAUGAGUUCCCACCUUGUGAUGACCAUCUACUUCGCCGUGCCGCAACCAGGGCUGCUAUGCUUUACCCGCCGUCGUCUGAUAAUCCCGUUCCAGGUGGUGGAUCCGACUCCGUUUACAAGGCAAGGGACGCACAACUGUCCUCUGCCAAUGAACUCCGUGUAUACAGCGCUGCACUUGCUGUUUACAAUUGGUCGACUCAGAAACGUCCAACGAAUAGCAUUCAAGGCUUAGUUGAAUCAUGGGAAACUAUGCAGGGCGGUUCGAAAUCAUUCUCGUUGCGUUACAGCAGAAACUGGCUAUCUCCACCCCUACCUGACAUUUGGCUUUCAUUGUAUAACAGCUGUCGCAGGAGCCAGGUAGCGCGGCACCGCUUCCAACUCAUAUUCUCCUUGCCUGCGAUGGCAUACGCCUCUCCGGACCUCAAGAACCUCAUCAAUACGUUACUAGCAUUCGCAACGAUUCCCCAAUUCAAGGAUGAAAAUCCUCCUAACCACCCCAUGUAUAACCUCUCUGAUGGUUACAAACCUUUUUUACAUGUGUUGGACGAGUUUGUUUCUCGGCGGGCAAAACCCUACCGGGACAGCGUAACUCCACAAGAGUACAGGGAGCGGCUCCAACGGGAAAGGGGUAAAGUAAUUAAAAAGGUGAUAGCUGCAUGGCCGUGUAUGAAACCUCCUUCUUGCCGCAACUUCCUGGAUCCCGCUUGGUAUGACACUGAUGGAUUGGAUUCCGAUCUUUGCAAAGCGUUUGCGAGCUGCUACCGAAAUAUGGAAUUGAAGAAUCACUUGGAUCGUGUGGAGUUAAUUCUGACUCAAAAGGCUCCCUCGUUUCGGGAGCCUUCAACUAACAAAACUAACAAGACGACUUCGCCCGCCGACCAACCACUGGGAUAUUCCUUCGCACUAUCCACCCAGGGUCACCACCGAGAGAACUGGGAGGUGACCCUGGAAGUCCUUUUCCGUCGCACUGCACCUGCUGUGCCACCGGAUGGGGUGACGCGUCAGGGGUUGAGGCUCAACCUCCAUGACAACUAUGCUUUGAAUCACCUCGUCCAGAACCCCUACCGGCCUCAAACGUGCGGAUCAGAGAAAAUGAGCCAGUUGAUUGACAAUCUUCACCAGAACGCAAACUCGGCGUUUCAGGUUAUGUAUGCAAAUGGGCUACAAGAGAGCGCGAAACAUCUUACUUAUGACCGGACGACCGUGCACGUAAACGAUCUCAAACGCUUGGUGGAAUCAUUCAGAAUACAUCACAAGCAAAGCAGAACAAGAUACUUGUCGGCCCUAAGGUUCCUUACAGAAUACUUGGGUCCGCAGACGACAAACGAGCACGGGGUCUACAGAUCCGGUCGGUGGCCACGCAUCACGCCGAAGAUUCUCCUUGGUUGCCUCGCAUCGACAUCGCAAAUUCCAUUGCCCCAUGAUUGGCGAGUUUGUUUAAUAGAAUUUGCGAAACUUGCACUAGAGUACCAGCGUGCUCGCCGAAUGCUAGCCUUCGCGAAGAAUGAUCAAGCCGAAGAUCUGCACAAGGAAAUGGAGAAUACCAGUUGCGAUGGUUGGGAAGCGGAGUCGUACGCCGACUGGCUCUUAAUUCAGCUGGACGGAGAUUUCCUCGUUCGUCGCGUCCAAGCACAUGUUGCGUUAGAAAUGAUAGCUCCUCGUUCCGGCCAGAACACCGUUCUGCAGCUAAAUAUGGGUGAAGGGAAGUCUUCGGUGAUCGUACCAGCGACGGCGUCGGUCCUCGCUGAUGGAAACCAACUCGUGCGAGUGGUGGUCCCGAAAGCGCUUGCUUCCCAAAUGUUCCAUCUCCUCGUAGAUCGACUUGGUGGACUCGUCAAUCGACGGGUCUUUUACUUGCCAUUUUCAAGAUCGUUGCAAAUCGAUCAAUCGGGAGCCAGAAUAAUCCAGGCAAUCUUAGAACAGUGUAUGCGCGAGCGCAGCAUCCUUGUCGUGCAACCAGAACAUAUCCUAUCUUUCAAGCUGCUGAGCGUUGAGAAGCAGCUAGGUGGUACGAAGAAGAUCGCGAAGCAACUAUUAAAGACUCAGCGGUGGCUCCAUUCACACGCUCGCGAUAUACUUGAUGAAAGUGAUGAGAUCCUGCAUGUUCGAAACCAACUGAUCUAUGCUAUCGGUUCACAGAGACCUCUGGAGGGCUCUCCCACUCGAUGGUCGACCACUCAACAGGUACUUCAUCUGGUAAAGAAACAUGCCCCCAUGCUCCACGCAGAUUUCCCGCUCGGUGUAGAAUACGAACAAUGUCACCGCUACAGUGGAGCUUUCCCCCACAUCCGCAUUCUUCAUGAAGAGGCAGGGAAAGAGUUGAUUUCCAAGAUUACUCAGGAUGUCAUGGACGGACGGUCAGUCAACUUCGGUCGGACGCGCCGUGUCGAGAGAAGGGCAAUUUACGACUUUAUCACCCGCAUGGACGUUGCCUCCUCCGAAGUCCAAGUGAUACGGGACUACUGCGGAGGCACCGCCAUGUGGAUGAACUUGUUACAUUUACGUGGACUUUUAGCAUCCGGGAUUUUGUUGUUUGCCCUCAUGGAGCGACGAUGGCGCGUCGGCUACGGUCUUGCACCUUCUCGGACCAUGCUGGCCGUCCCCUACCGUGCCAAGGACGUCCCAGCGCCGAGAGCAGAAUUUGGACAUCCAGACGUGGCCGUAGUGCUGACAUGUCUCUCGUAUUACUAUGGUGGACUGGAUCGGGAGCAGCUCAUGUUAUGCUUCGAGCGUCUCCUGAUGCUAGAUAACCCAGACCAGGAAUACGAGUCAUGGGUCCACGGUUGUCCCGAAGUUCCUGCAAAUCUCCGCCAGAUCAGCGGCAUCAACGCCCAGUCUUUAGACCAGUGGAAUCAGCAUCUUUUCCCGAUAUUCUCAUGCAAUCAGUCGACCAUAGACUUUUAUCUCUCUCAGGUUGUCUUCCCGAAGGAGGCUAAGGAGUUCCCUUCGAAGUUGUCCAGUUGCGGAUGGGACCUUGCAGAACAAAGGGAGCACGUAACCACUGGAUUUUCUGGGACGAAUGAUGCGCGCUAUCUGCUGCCGACUUCCACCAUACAACGAGACCUUGAUCAUCAACGUGCUACCAAUGCGAAGGUUCUCGCCUACCUCCUUGGGCCCGAAAAUGACGCAUACAUGCGAACGUCGUGGUCAGAUGGCCGGCGACGAACAGCUGGUGAAUUCCUUGCGCUUGUAGUGGAACAAACACCAGAAAUACGUGUGAUACUGGACGUCGGUGCUCAAGUCCUCGAGUUACAAAACAGUGAAUUUGUGGCGCUCUGGUUGGAGCUGAAACCCGAUGCACUAGCUGCCAUAUACUUCGAUGACGACGACGACCUGACUGUCCUCUCUCGUGAUGGGACCACGCAAUCGUUGUUAGAGUCACCGUACGCAAGUCGACUGGACGAGUGUGUAGUGUAUCUCGACGAUGCACACACACGAGGCACCGACGUUAAGUUUCCAAUUGGCUUCCGUGCAGCAGUCACGCUAGGGCCCAAAGUUACAAAAGACCGCCUGAUCCAAGGUAUGACUCUGGAAUCGGUUGAUAAGACGUCCCCCUGAUCUCGGUGCCAGGUUGUAUGCGCAUGCGCAAACUUGGACAUGGGCACUCC